AUGGGCGGUGCUUAUUUCUUUACCGACCCGCCAACAAAGCCCGUUACUCCACUCGGCCUUCGAGCACCCGAAUUGAUUCUUAACGGAGCCGUUAAUAAUAGCGCUGAUAUCUGGAGCUUCGGUUGCCUUAUCUUUGAGCUCAUCACCGGACAGCCACUCUUCUGUAUACCAUGUUCUGAAAUGGAAGAUGACGAUCAUCUUCUCUCCCUCACUGCCCAGCUCGGUGCCCUCCCUGACGAAUUAUUCAAGCACUGGACGACCUCGUCGCUCUACUUUACGCCGAGAGAAAGCUGUUUAAUUGUCAGCUUGGAGGAGUCCCUCCCGGGGAGGAACCGCUUAUAG
This is a messenger RNA of Penicillium paradoxum, 342 nucleotides long. RefSeq lists its product as uncharacterized. The transcript has 2 exons. Bases 1 to 342 code for a protein of 113 amino acids. The record is from RefSeq and is a predicted model, not a curated record. Lineage: Eukaryota; Fungi; Ascomycota; Eurotiomycetes; Eurotiales; Aspergillaceae. Gene Ontology annotation, biological process: protein phosphorylation. Gene Ontology annotation, molecular function: protein kinase activity; ATP binding.